Mycena citricolor is the source of this 713-nucleotide messenger RNA. Lineage: Eukaryota; Fungi; Basidiomycota; Agaricomycetes; Agaricales; Mycenaceae. The record is from the annotation of a GenBank genome assembly.
AUGUUUCUCUCCAGUCCGAUCGGGGGAGAAGAAGACGUGCAACGGAGAAACGAGAACGACACCCGAGACCAGCUGAAAGCUCGGGCGCUCGAUGCCCAUGUCGGAUACUGGUCUCAGUUCCGGGAAAGUAUCAGCAUGAACGCUUUGGCGAGGGAUUCGGUCUGGGCUGGGACGACGCAUAUGCUUUUUUUCAGAAGAGCGGCGGAGUGGGGCGGCCGGUUUCUGAGCUCGGGUUUGUCGGCGCUUGGGCCAGAACGAGAACGCAUGAUCAUGGAUCAGGUUACUGGGAGUUUCAGCAUGGGUUCAACCAAGGUGUUCUGGCUGCUAAAGAGGAUCUUCGCGCCAAUUUCUGUCGUUAAGUCCAUGGUGGUCUGGCAUUGUAGGAUGUAAUAACAGCUCGUGCGCGGACAUACAAGUACAACAAUUACGCGUUCAUUCGUUCUUGAACGUAGAUUAAGUCUCCCAAGGCGAGGCAGGCCGUCAAUGUGGUCCGCAGCGUCCGUAUUUAUCCCGCGGCCAAGUCUGGCGGCGACGCAAUUCCGGAAGCCGUGUCCGUCUUUUUCAUAGCGUCUGAUGGUGCAAGUGGACAUGGAUAUUUAGCGUCGUCAUCCAUCUUCAUCCAUCCGAGUCGUCCAAAAGUCAUCAUAGUUUGCGAGUUCGUCCUCGAUCAAAGCAGAAUGUUGCCGAUCAAGCUCUGUUUCGCUCGGUCUUGC